This is a messenger RNA of Oenanthe melanoleuca, 11749 nucleotides long. It is a transcript of the gene MEIG1, whose product is annotated as meiosis/spermiogenesis associated 1. The transcript is spliced from 4 exons. The record is from RefSeq and is a predicted model, not a curated record. Bases 76 to 528 code for a protein of 150 amino acids. Gene Ontology annotation, cellular component: nucleus. Lineage: Eukaryota; Metazoa; Chordata; Aves; Passeriformes; Muscicapidae.
GGGCGGAGCAGGGUGAAAUUAAGGUCGCGGCGCAGUUGGGGAUGCAGGCCGGGAUGUCUGCCUGAGCCCCUCGGAAUGUACAAGGAGCUGUCGGGCAGAAUAGAAACGCCUGUGGACACACACUGUGAAUUAAUGGUGACUCACAAAGUGUCAGACCUCCCCACAUGUCUUGAAGAAAAAUAUUCAUUAGGUGAAUCCAGCACGUCCUGUGAAGAAGUACUUAACACUAAUGACAUGAAGAUGUCUGAAGUUUCCAAAGUCAUGACUAAAGCUGAAAUCAAACCAAAAUCUAUGCAUCGUGCCAAAAUAUGGUCAGAUGAUGUAGAGAACUUAUACAGAUUUCAGCAAGCUGGAUACAGAGAUGAGGUGGAAUAUAAACAAGUAAAACAAGUUGAUAAGGUAGAGUGCUGGCCAGAAACUGGAUUUGUUAAGAAACUUCAGAGAAGGGACAAUACAUUCUAUUAUUACAAUAGGCAAAGAGAAUGUGAAGACAAAGAUGUCCGUAAAGUGAAAAUUUAUGUGUAUUAGUGUUGUUACUGUUCUGGUUGGUUUGUUUUUUAAGUUGUUUCUUAAGACCUGCAAGUAAAUGAAUUGUGUAAUCUGUUGUCUUAAGUAUCCAUGUCAUGCUUAGAUAGAAAGGUGAGUACUGGAAAUGUAGGGAAGCCUGAACUAUAGAGAUAGAAACUUUACUUUUUCUUCCUAUAACCAAAAGUCUUAUUAUUCCUCAUUUUCCUGGUUACACGUGCUUCGACAUAGAUCUAGAAAGCUGGUAAAUGGGCAUCAUAUAUUUCAGUUAACUGUAUAACAUCCAUUGUAAAUAUAGGCAUCAGUCUUUAUUCCAAACAAUAUAAUCUUGUUGACACUGGUUGAUGUCACCCACAGUCUCUUGAUGUAUCUAAGGGUUAUGAGACUCCAAAGGGCCAAAGUGAGGCCAGAGCACUGACUUAACAUUUCCUUGGAGCAGAGCAAGAAAAACAAGCAAAGAAUUUAAGUGAAGGAUGCUGAACAGUCAAGUAACAAUGGCCAGUGCUGAGCUGCAGAUAUAAAAGCUGAUUAUUGUGAUAGAAAGAGUGACAACAGUAAUGUCCUUUUGUCUAUCUCCAAAGUGUUUUUGUCAGGUGUCACUAUUAAUUACUCAAAGAGGAAGUAUUAAUUGACUUAGUAGCAUAUGCCUUCUUGCAGGGCUGGAUUGUAGAUUCACAGGUGUUGGGAGCAUGCAGUAUAAAACUCCAGGGGAACAUGAAAUCCACGCUCAGGAAUAUUCAGGGGAAAAUGACAUACACAGAUGAUAUGUGGAUUUCUGGGCAGAAUUUAUCUCAUCUAUCUUCUAAUGUCACAUUAUCAAAGGGGCACAAUUUUUUCCUUUUAAGUGCAGCUAUGUAACAUUUUCUUUGAAUGUGCUGCUGUAACAUCAGCUCUGCAGUAGCUGCCCAUACCUGGGCUAUUGAGACACUCAAUGAAGAUGAGAGACUGUACUUACCUUCACUCAUGAGGGGAUUUAAUUAAACUCUUGAUAACUGACCAGUAGAACAGAUUGUUUUUAUGUAAACCAGUAGGUGUGUUUGUGGUAGUUACAAACAAAUUGUUAUUAAUAUUUCCUAUCUCUAGUCUGUUGACCAAGGUUAUCUAAACUUAGUUUUAGGCAUGAACUAGCAGUGUCUUAUGGAUGUUCCUAAUUUAUUUGAGCCUAAGGUGGAGGCAGACUUGAGAAACAGAGGACUUACAGCUCCCAGUCAAAAUAAAUAAUAUGGGUGCAAUAUAUAAAAGACCUCAUUGACAAUGAGUGGUGAUGAUCUCAUCCUGUUUAGACUACUUGGAAAGUUUUAGCUUAAAUUUGUAUGAGCUCUGUUAGAGAAAUGACUGAAAGGUACUCUGAAGCAACCAUAAAACUUAUAUUCCCAGAAGGUUUUAAUGGCAUAUAAAGAGAGAGUUACUGCAAUGUAGAAAAAUAAAGCAUUGCUACAAUGAAUGUCACUUCAGCUUUUCAUUAUGAUUUAUUUUAUGCUUGGAGUGCUCUGGAUGUACUUUUUUACGACAGGACUUUUUGCCUACUUUGCAGUUAAAUAGUGGGAACAGAAUAAUUACCAGAUAACCCAUCUAUUUUGUCAUUUCAGUUUAGUGGAUCUCACUUUGUUAUAGAUUUCUAAAAACAAAAUGGACAUGAAAACAGCCUUUAAAGAAUUUCACCAAAAAUAUAGAUGUGUUGUAUAGCCAGCUCAAAUUUAUUGUAAGAAAUUAUUGCUAUCAGCACACACAGAAGAAGUAAGAACAUUUGGUACAGCCAUUUUCUCAGUCUAUAAAAAAGACAUAGUUGGGCAUUCGAGAGCAGGAAUUAAAACUGCAGGUAACUUUUUAUGAUUUAAUGUGGAUUUUUUUCCCUCAAUAAAGAUUUUUAAAAGUUGAAACACAUAUAAGAGAUUAUUCUGGAAUUUCCUCAUUUUAUCUGACUAGUACUCAAUAUUUUUGCAAUAUUGCUGGAUGCUUCUGUCCGUAUUUUAAAACUAUGAGUGUGCAUUUCUUGCAGCCAAUGGCUAUUUCACUUCAAAGAGUAGCAUGGGAAUUCAUGUUCCAGUUUAUAUGAGUUGACAGAUCCUUUCCACUUCGAGAGAGUGAAAUAUCUAGAUAUUACUUGCAUUUUUCAGCAUUGUCACUGUGAAAAAGGUUGAAUGUCACUGUGAUAUUUAAAAGAUUCACAGGAUGAAAAAGAAAGACAAGCCUUGUAAUUAGUAAGACCAGUUUACAGAGAUGGCCUUUGUCAAUACUGUGGUGAAUUUGGGAGUUCUCUCAGCUCAUUAGUGAAACAGCAAGUUUUGUAUUGGCAGUGUUGGUUUCAGUUAUAAUUGUCCUUUGACACCCAGCUCAUGCUAAACUUAAGGUAAUGUGACCUGUCCUCCAGCCUGCCAAAGUUCCUCCUGACGGGGCUUUGGCUUUCAGCUGUGCUGGCUGAGUGUGAACCUGAUACUUGAGCACCAACAAGGUUUCCUCUGCUGCCUAUGUGCUGGAUGUAUCUCUCAUAAAAGAACUCCAUGUUUUCUCUUAUCUGAUACAUCUGUAACUGAAAUAUUCUUACCUCAGUUUUAAGCAGGUGGAGAACACUGAGCUCAUUUGUCCCUUAAGCUUAUGAAGAAGUAUCAGAAGUAAGCAAUUUGAGGAAGCUGUGCUUCAUUUAAGGGUGACACAGCAGUACUUAUCAACAUAAAUAAUUUCUGAACAUCAUUAUGCAAACUCUUUUACUGAAUUUUAAAGAUCUAAACAUCAUAUCUCAAGUUUUAUUGCCUAGAGAUGAAAAUACAUGCUAUUUUUCUGAUUUGAGUCGUAGUAAUUCUGUAAAAAAAUACUUUCCCAUCUACUUAUCUGUUGGUAUUUCUCUUAUCGGGGAAUACUAUACUGCUGUCAAUGGCCAUUUGCAGCAGCUCAAGGAAUGGCUGGUGGCAAGGCUCUCUGUUAGCUUGCAGCUGCCUAAGCCUGAUCUACUUGGUCUAAUUCUAAUUCCCUUCAUAGCUUUGUACAAGAAGAAUAAAUCCUUUCUGUGCCUGUUGAAGCUCACAAGAGUAGGGAAAACAAAAUUCCAAGACCUACUUUUCAGGCUUUGUGUUUGACUGCUUCAAGUGAAAUGGCAAGAGUCAACCUUUGGUGUUCUAGGCUGGUGAUCUCUGUUUUUCAGGCUUUACUGGAAUCAUUAUGGAACAGUAUUUUCUGGAAGUGAUACCAUGGCUGUUUGAUUGUUUUGCAGUCACAGCAGCUCAAAGCUCCACACAGAAGGAUGGUAGAAGUGUUUUGAUUUUCACUUAGGCACCUGAAUGCACAGUUGUUUUUCCAUCUCUGAAGACAUUGAACCUCAACCUUUUGGUUUUCAAAUAUGGUUCCAUUGUUUCAAAGUGUUGAAAAUAGUUGGCCUCAAACUCAUUAAAAACAACUUUCUAACUCAGCAGCUGUUGGUGCUGCUUUUCCUCACAUUGUCAAUACAAAUGGAGGCUGGAAUGGAGUUCUCCUACAUUCCUUGCAGGUUCUCUCCUGGUUGCAUUGAAUUUAUCUUGUUCUUUGGAUCUGCUUUCUCAGUAGUCUGCCUGUGCUAAGCACCUCUUGGCAACUGUAAUUACUUUAAAAAACAGGGGUUUUUUUUGUUGUUGCAAUUGAGACUUUAUAUUUAAUUUAAGUCUGAAGCAUAGCAUCCUCACAAACAGCAUUUGCGAUGGUGACUAGGGAAUGUCUACUAACAGCAGAGUUCCAGGGUGGCACCCAAAAAAUCACUGCAACAUAACUUUGAACAAACAUAAUCAUUUUUAUGGAUGCUUUGUUCUGCCACUGUAUUUAUAUCUCUCAGUGUUGAGACAGAAUAUCUUUGCUGCUUGUUGCUUUUGUGGCUCUUUUCCCCCUCAAUACUCUUCUACAUUUUCUGCCUUCACAGGCACUCCACACUCAUGGAUCCCUUGGAAACCCUGUCCAGUGUCCUCUAUUCUGGCUCCCUCAACCAGCCCUGGCUCAGACCUUGAGUCUUUUCCAGGGGAGGCACACAGCAAAGGUAAUCAAGGAUGGGGUUUAAUAAGAAGGCAUGGGCUGCAUCCAUCAGGGGCCAGCCAGGUGAUUGUCCUGCCCAAAUGCUUGCUGUCAUGUCUGAUCCCUCCAGCCUCCUUCCUUGUCAUCUUCCCAAGCUUCUUCCACCCUGAUUCUUCCCUUCCUGUGUCUUUAAUCAUUUCCAUAAACAUCAUGUAGUAAGUUUUGUUCAGUCCCCCAAGCUCCCUCAAAUACUCCUCUAAUUUCACACUAACCAUGUUUUCUCUAUCUUAUCGGUUACAAUAUCGAGGCAGAUCCUCUCCAAAGCCAGAACAGCUCCUUGAAUAGCCUAGCAGUCAGUGCCUGUCGAGCUCUGACUUCCCUUCUUGUCUCUCUGAUCUCAUUAAUGGUUGUGUGCCUGUGUGUUUAAAUCACCGCUUUCCUCGUUAUUUGUUAUUUCUGUGAUACAGAAUAACCAAACAACUUACUGAAGCAGGUGCUCCCGGUUCCACUCGUCCUGUGGCAGGCUCCCCGGGCGCUUGGCAGCGCUCUGGGGCUGGUGUGGAGGCACCCGCGCACCGGAGCCCGCGGUGCUGCCGCUGCUGCACGUGCCCCGGCAGGCGGCAGCUCCGAGCACGGGGAGAUACCGGGGAGGGAAUGCCUAGAGGCAGGAGGAGGGGGAAGGGAGGCAAGAAGGGCACGGGUUCAGGGAAAGACGAGCAGGUUAAAGAGUCAAACACAGACAUGCAUCAUCAGCAUUUUGUCAGCAAUCUCGUACCCACAGAAACCCUGCUGGCAGCUCUUGCUGGUUAGGGAAGUAGAUGUGGUCCCAGUUCCUCGCUGCAGAUGUUCCUCCUGUCUUGGCAGGAGCGCCCAAAUACUUCAUCCAAGGGAGAGCUGUCCUGCUUGGGUGGAUAAACUGCUGCUGUGGAUAAAUAAGCUGCUUGGGGAAUGGAGCAAAAAGCAGGGAGACUGGAUAUAUGGCAGGCACUUCAUGUUUGCCCAGGGUGUCUAGAGGAUGUCUGCUGUGCUCUCCUGGGGAGCAUCCUCGUGCCAAGGACACGAUGUUCCAGCCAGUGCUGGGAUGUGAGUGAGGAGGAGCCAGCAGGUGGGCUGCAAGUGUGAGGAGAUAAGUGCUAGGAUGCUGUGCCUGGAGACAUGGGCUGGAGCCAGGCAAAAACAGCACAGGGAUGUGUUGGGCAGUGUUUCUGGAGAAAAGAGCCUGGUGGCCCUGCAGAUCAACCUCUUUCUGUAGCUCUGCUUUCCCAAAGCUACAGACAGUGGAGCCCUUGCUCUGUGGUGGUUACAACCUGCCAACUCCUAUCCUAACCUCCCUGAGAGAUACACAUCCAUCUUGUUCAGAAGGAACUUGAGUCACAAUCCAGAAGGACCCUUCUUCCCUCCACUAGACCCUUCAAAAAGGAGAUCGCCUGUGUAUUAGAGCUGAAAGAUCAUUGUUUGGAGGAGAUGCUAAUUAAAAACAUGAAAUAUCUCUUUGAUAGCCUAUCACAACUUUGGUCUCAGCAAAUGAGAAAGAUUACUACACUUGCAAUUACAAAGCCAGAGAUCUAUUUAAACAUCAGGGAUCAGUAGAUUAAUAUUUUGUCAGACCAGAGCAAUAUUUCAACAGAGAAGAUAGGUAGAUAGAUGACAGACAUAUUGAAAGAUCUGAAGAGUGAGUUCAGAAGAGGUGUUCAGAAGAGUUAUUCAUUGCCAUAGAAUGUUUAUUGCAAACAGAUUAUUGAGAAUGCAAGGCAACAGAAACAGAAGAAAUAUAAAAGCUUAAAUAUGUUAUAGACAGUAAGAAGACAUUCAAAUGUCUUAACUAAGGGAAUCUUAACUUAGAAUUAGCUUCUCUGUUAUUUACAGUCUUACCAUUUAUGUCCAUCAGUUAGGAAAAACAUCACACCAAAUGUUCAUAAUUCCUGCUUUACUGUAUCAGAGCAAGGUAGUAGGAUCCAUCUAUACCAGAUAAAAUAAUUUACCAUUUGUAUCUGUGGAGGAUGUGAAACAUCACCUGCUAAAUACAAACGUUUUCAGUUCAGAAGUCUUGGGUCAUGUACACUUCCAGUCUUAAGACCAGUAGCUCAGUACUCUAAUUUCACUAAUUUUAGAUCUUAACAACCUUUGCAAAACUGGAGAGGUGCCAGAGAACGGAUGGAGGGUCAACAUGAAUUAGUACUUAAAAGGGAAUGAUAUGAGACUGGAUAAACAGACUCUGAUCAGGGAUAAAUUAAUGAAAUAGUUACACAGAAACUCUGUCAAUAGAGGUCAAUAAGUAUUUUCCACUGUUCUUCACUGAUCACACACAUCUUGUCUGAUACAGACAAGGUGGAAACAGAGAUGUAAGACAGAUACAGAGCAAGCAGAGGUUUUGUUUCUGGAACAUUAUUUUACUGCCUGAGGACUAACACUGUUUCCAAACACUGUCAUCAGCCUCAGCCCAGAGUUAGCUGACUAUAAGCAGUGACUUGUGCAGUGCGAGACCCUGAGAUGAGAGUUCUUACCUCUCACUUGGGAUGGAGCCCUCUGCCCUCAGACUCCAUGAAAUCCAUAAACUACUGAGAUAACAGCUCCCUUGUGCAAAUAGGAUUUGCAUGCAUGACUUGCUUUUCAAUUGAGGCUGUAGCCACUGCAGGUUUUGAAUUGCACAUGCCCAUGGAGAAGAAAAAAGCCUGCAGUUGGGGCAGUGCCAGCUGGAAACAUUUCAGCACAAGAGGCAGCAGUUUGGAUCUCAGGCAGAUGUUUUAGUCAGCCUCUGGCUAGCCAUUGUUUAAUGGAGCAUGUACCUCAGGAACAUUGAGUUUUGGGAAAGAAAAUCUCUUUCUCCUGGAUGUGCUUGGCUGACAGGUAGCCUUGAGGUGGCUUUGGAAGAUGGACGAGCCACAGAGACCCUCACAGCUGGUGGGAUGACCUCUCAAAGUGUGCUUGCUGUGGUUUUCUAACUCACCUCUCUGCAGAGGAUCAUAGAAUCCUGCAUUUUGAGGUUGGGGUAGUGCCAAAGGAGAGCAUAUGCACAUAAUAAGGAAGGACAAAUAGGUGAAUAAUUUUCUUUUCUGUUCAUCCCAUCUGUGGAAAGCUUAAAUGAUAAGAUGGAAAUCCUGCAAAAUCAGGAGGUGGUACUGCUGCUCUGUGUCCUUUUGCUAUUCAAAGCAGCUUUUUUCUUCUUGAAGAUCAGUACCAGUGCAUAUUUUCCUGUGAUGUUCCUGCCACCCUUGGUGGGGUGAAGGGUGAUGUCAGACUUGCAGAUGCAGCAGAUGAGGUGCUGUUUUGCUGUUCAGCUGAUGUGUAAGGACCAGUGUCACAUUGAGCUCUGUCCUCUGCUCUUCAAAGGGAUGUUUUGAAGCAGCCCCACAGCUGCUGCCCUACUUACUCCUGCCACCAGCUCAGAGGAGCAGUUUACCAACUCCUUAUACAUCUAUCAGAAGCCCAGGAGGGAAAUUUGCAUUGUAUAUGGAUACACGUGCAUAUAUUAAUGAAACAUUUAUCUUAGUGAAGAUAUUUUUCUCAAAAAUAAAAAAUAUUGAGGAAAUUUUUCUCUAAAUCUGUUGGACACUGACUCUCUGCUGAGAUUUUGGAGCAUGAAGGAGCAGAUGGGAAAGUUUCUGCAAUACAUUAAGUAAGAUAAUGUAAAAGGGAGAAUCCACAAUCCUCAUAAAAAUUCAAAUGCUGAAAAAACCACAAGAGAAUGAAGAUUAUAAUAAUUCAGACAACACAUCCUUGAAUGAGAAUGUUUCAGCUUCCUCAUUUGCUCAGUCUCUCAUCUGAUGUCCAAGAGCUAAACGUAAAUGUGGAAAAAGUGAAGUGAAAUAGUUUUUCAGAACUGUUUGAAGCCUUUUGCCUGCAUUCCAGAGCUCAGCUCAGGACUCCACCGGCUGAGGUUUGCACCAGAUCUGUGAGGCCGUGCCUCCCUCUGCUGACUGCCUCUCCAGACCUCUCUCCUUGCCUGCAAAUCAUAAAAGGCCGUGGUUGUUUUCCCCCUCCUGUUGGGCUGAUGUUCCUCCCCAUGUCCCAGGCAAUGACAGUGAAGUCUGAGGAGCUGUUGGAUACAGGCUGCUCACAUCAGCGCCAGCCCCACAGUGCCAGUGCGUGUCAGCCCUUUGUUCCCUUUGUGACAUCUACCCUAUGGGUCCCAGUGCCACUCAUGUUCUCCAUUAACUCUAAAUUAAAGCAUCCUUGUUUAGGAGAAAAACUCUGAAAGUAGUAAGGCAGAGACUCAAGGAAAGUUACCAUAAACUGAGAGAUGCCAGCAGAGACCUUUGGCACUGAAUUUUUAUUUUGUCUUUUUAUGUUUUUAAUUUUUUGGGUGGGGGUUUUGUGUUUGUUUUGUUUGUUUGUUUAGGUUGUUUUGUUUUGUUUUAAAGUUUGAAUGUGUCUGUAACACCACUUGGUACCAGUUUUAAAAUCUUUUGGUCUUUAUAGGCAGUUACUAAGUAAAACUGACUGUGGGAACUGCAGAACUUAAAGGUUUUGGAUUCUCUUCUCCUUUCACACACCCUCUACAGAAACUUCCUCUCAUCUCAGCAGAACUUGUGCCCUCAGCAAAGGCAAGAAAUGUACAAUGUCAGCAUGGCAGGAUUAACUGAAAAUCAUGCCCCUUGCUCUGGGGGGAGGACCAUGCUGGCUGUCCUUGAGCUGGUUGUCCCUUGAUGAUCUGCCAGGGUUGGGUCACCCUUUCUGUAGAGAGAGUCAAACCCAACUCUUCUGGGAUGAUGGAGAGUGUUGUAAAUGUCCUCAAGUUGUGAGCUGAUAGAGAUGAGAUUAAAGUCUAUUCUAACAAACCUAGUUUGUUAGUCAGGUUUCCUUUGGACUUGAAAACACAGAGGAAAACAGCUCCUGGGUGCUCCAGGAGCUUUGUGUUGUGGAAGCUUUGUUAGAAAGCUCCGAGGAAACUGCUAUCCUUUCAAAAUAAAGUGUGCCAAGUAGAAUAGCCCCAGAGCCAUCAUGCUGGGACCUGAGGGCUGUUUUUAUAGUGCAAAAAACAAUUACCAGGCUGUAAUCAGUAACAGCUGUAUUGGGAAACUGAAAUCGCUACAGGGAAGGAGACAGGAGAGCAGGGUCUGCUCUUGCAGGAGCUGAGACUAAGAUAAAUGGCAGCAGAAAGCCCCUGCUACUGAUGAAUUAUGGAAUAAAUUGAUGCAUAGAAGCCCCGGUGCAUUAGAUCACUUGAAAGGACACGCAGAACAUCAGGGAGCCAGGUCAAUGUGGGGCUGAAGGCAGCACUGCCUGCCCAGAUGAGAUACUGACCUCCACCCUGGGACUCCAACAGCCAGCUGGUGAGUUACAGAGGCAGCAGCAUCAGUGACAGUGAUAUAUAAUUAGCCUUGGAAUAUAUUGAAAUUUUCAUAUCUGUGCACCCAGAGUACAGAGAAAAACACAUGAUGACUUCUAUAUAAAUAAAAUAUUAGUCAGGAGAAAGCAUAUAGUCUUUUAUAGUCUGUCUCUCCAAAGCUUUCUUCAAUUUACAGCCCAAAGCUGUUUCUAGGAAGUGAUGCCAGGAAUAUUUUUGAGGAAGGAGAGCUAAAGCUCGGCAUGUAAACCUUGGAACUGCUGUAGCAGAUGCAGCCAGCUGUGAGAAAUGUAUAACAUACUAAAUAAGACCAAGGGAGUUGUGUCCGACCUGAGCAGCACUUCAAGAUUUCCUUUGAUAUUAUUUCCUCCAUUAAAAAGAAGGCUGUUUUUUAUUUCAGACCCGAGAAGCACAGGUACUUUUCACUGAAGACUGAUAUACUUACUUUGAAUUGUAGAAAGAAGUGGAUCUGUUUGGUCUGUUACAUUAGUGGUUCAAUCAGACUCUCACUCAUCAAAUUACAGCUGCUUUCUACUGAGUGGCCACAUCACCCAGGAAGCACUUUGAUGCACAAGUGAGUGGUCCCGGUGGGAGAUGUAGAUUGGUUAAGUGGACAAGAUGUGUAACACUUAAAAAACAAGAUACUAUAACAAAGCAUGGGCUGAGAAGCAAGUAACUCGCCUGUCCCAAUAUUCACUGAUUAUGUGUAAGUAACAAUUUGUGGUUUUCAGCAAGUUUUGCUUGUGUUUUGCAUUUGUUCUGAAUUAUUCCCUGGAUGUUGGAAGGUUUUGUCCCUUUGUCCCACUGAGCCAUAACUCCCAAGUGUAAAUGCAGUACUUGAUGCAGGGCACUCCCACAGUCACCCCCCUCCAGGACUGCCAUGCCCCACCCAGACCCUACAACCCCCUCAGUAUUUAAUCUGGGCACAGCCACAGCCUACUCAGGAAUAUAAUUAAUGUCCAAGUACUGAAAAGGGAGCAUAGAACCAACCGUUCUGUAGGUCAAGAGCACUUGUAUGUCAGGAAGCCACAUCCUUCACACCAUGGGAUUGUUUAUUCCAAGUGGCUCAAGCGGACAUGAAGAGUCUCUCCACUGAGUCCUGGAGACUCUUCUUCCCCAACACUUACCUUGGGAAUGACUGCUGGAGGGUUACAGGAGGCCUUUGUACCUUCCCACCCACUACUUCAGCUCAGGACACAAUCAAGCUCAUUGAAACUGCGAUAAUUUCCACCUUACUUGAAUUCAAGACUUCUCACCUUUGCAGCGGCGGCGCUUUGGUGUCGGAGCUUGUUGAGCGCAGAGGCUGAGAGCAGAUCGAGUGCUCCCGAGCCCUGUGUGCACAGCACAGCCCAGGCCGAUGGCCCAGCAGCACUUGUGACCUAAAAUGACAGAAAUGUUUCGCAAGAGGAGCAGCUGAUUUCACUGGGCUCUUGCUCAACAGCUGGGGAGCUCCCACGAGCCGUGACCAGUGACCUGCGGGGGACCUUGGAUAAUGGGGGGUGACAGGAAUUGGAGCCAUCAACAGCACAACUGCUCUGGCAGUUCCUAUCUGCAACUGCUGUUGUUCUUUCUGGUCUUUUCACCUGCAGACCUGGCCUAUGAAUCUUUUCUGUCCAGCAAGAAGGAAAUGGCUGUCCUGUUUCUGCUAGAUUCCAGUGGUAUUUAGGGGAGUUUGUCUUUUAGGGCAAAAAGCCUUCUGGAAUCCCUGGGAAGGUACAGGGAGAGCAAGGUCAGGGGGAACCACAGAGUUCAUUUGAGCAAAAAACUUAAAAUCUGUCCUGGAAGCCACAACAUUUAAUGCACCUUAAUUGGUUAAUUUUCAUCCUAAAUUGCACUUGGAGAAAGAUUGUAUCCAUCAUGGUCUGGGGGAUAUCCAAGAGGAAAGCAAUUUUCUGAGACCAAGUGAUAUAAAUAGAAAAAAUGAAAACAAUUAAAAAGUAAAAAAACCCCAAACCAAUAAAAAUU